UUCAGUUUCAAUCAAAGGUUUAAUAAUUACACAAGUAACAAUUUGAAGCAUAUUUGAAGAAUGGCAAAAAUAAUGAUAAUACUCGCAGUAUGCGUCGCCUUGGCAAUGGCGCAUCCAGGCGAUUAUGGUGGUCGUGGCGGAAUUGGUGGCGGUCAAGGUGGUUACGCUAGUCUAGGCGGACACGUUGGCCACGGUGGUGGUGGUGGUUACGGUGGACAAAGCGGUGGUGGUUAUGGUGUCGGUCUAGGCGGACAUGGUGGUGGUGGUGGUUAUGGUGGCAGUCUAGGCGGACAUGGUGGACAUGGUGGUGGUGGCAGUAGUGGUGGAUACGGUGGUAGCGGCCAUGGUGGAGGUGGAUAUGGUGGCGGUGGCUACUAAAACUUUUUAAGGCGAUCAAUUAGUUGUCGUAUGUAUUAAAAGUAUUCAUAAUGAAAAAAUAAAAACAGUUAAAAAAGAA
Molecule: messenger RNA, 457 nt
Organism: Bactrocera latifrons
Lineage: Eukaryota; Metazoa; Arthropoda; Insecta; Diptera; Tephritidae
Product: glycine-rich cell wall structural protein-like
Exons: 2
Coding region: 61-378 (105 amino acids)
Source: RefSeq, a predicted model, not a curated record